UCCAGAGGCCCCCGGUUCAAUACCCGGCUGGGGCACUGGAAAUUUCAGAAAUGCUUCAAGUGUUUCCCACCCAACUAGAGAUGUACUGGUAUGAAACCCAGAACGAUUCCCCUGCCUCUUUUCUGUCUUCUGAGGUCAAGAAGUAGGAUGUUUCCAUGGCCAAUAAGCAUGGUGAUGGCUUGCUCCCUAUUGAUUGGGAGGUUCUGCUCCCAGCUGGCCCCGCCCUUGCCAAUCACGCCGGCUGUAUAGUCGGUAACACUUUUUAUGUUCACGGUGGAGUGACCAGACACCGCGGCAUCGUGCCUUCCAACAAACUGUAUGAUCUUCACCUUGACACGCUUAUCUGGAAUGAGGUCAGAGUGGAAGGGUCACCUCAUCUUAGCCACCACGCCUGUGUUGCCAUUGAUGACCGGUAUAUGGUUCUGAUUGGCGGUUGGGAUGGGCAGAGCCGCUUGUCAAGUGUGCAUGUGUUUGACACCAAAGGCAGGGUGUGGUGCAAUCCUGUUGACAUAGGCUUCCCGGAAGAGGCCGGUUUGAGUUCACACGCAGCUCUGUUACUAGACACUGGGAAUAUUCUGGUCGUUGGCCGUGAAGGUUGUAAGAGGACUGUAGAGAAGCAUGGGAACGCGUAUCUUCUUAGACCAGAUUUUGAAAAAAUGGUGUUUGAGUAUACAAAAAUAUCGGCCGAUAGCAUAUCACGAUCUGGACACACAUUGAACACAUUAGAUAAUAUUGCAUUCAUACUUGGUGGUAGGGCUGAUGACUUCAUAGAAUUUCAUAAAGGCUUUAAUUCUAAAGAACCUCUGGGUGCUCUGAACUCAAACUUCAUUGACAUUCUACGUAAAAACGUUUUACUGCCCUUAACAAGUCACCCUAACGGUCGCAAGCACCAUAUUUCAAUCGUUGGAAAGGACUGUAUUAUUAUGCAUGGUGGCGAAGUGUUCAAAGGGAAGUCACGGACCCCCGUCUCCGACAUGCUUUUGAUGAUAGCCAAGCCUGAACCAAGCUUUUACAAGAUUGGGAACAGUGCCGUUGCCCGUGCUGCCCAUGUUUGUGUCAACAUUGGAGACAGGGUUAUUUUUCACGGUGGAGUGGGCUGGAAUAAUGUGAUUUAUGGAGACUGUUAUGAACUGAAGCUCCGAAUUUAACCAUUUGCAUGCUGGGAAAUUUGUCAACUGCUAAAAUGUCGUCUGCUGAAUUUCUAAAAUCAUCAUUUUCUUCACUUUUUUUUCAAAGACCACUAUCAGAAUAGCAAACAGUUUGGAUCAAGAUCAGACGCCACGUUUUGUGGGGUCUUUCAGUGCGGGAACCGAAUUUUAAAGGCCUUUGCAAACAGUUUGGAUCCAGAUGAGACGCCACAGAACGUGGUGUCUCAUCAGGAUCCAAACUGUUUGCUAUUCUGAUAGUAUUCUUUGAAAAAAAUCGAAGAAAAUGCUAAUUUUAGAAAUUCAGCAGACGACAUUUCUAGCAGACGACAAAUUUCCCAGCAUGCAAAGGGUUAAAAUUCGGUUCCAGUGCUAUAAGGGUUACGGAUCUAGUGUCACUUAGCUGUCUGUUUAGGUCAUGUUUGGAUAUUAAAUCUAAAUAUUACUUUGUUUUUCAAAUGGGAUUUUCUCUUAGCUUACAGUUUACUAUUAGUCCCUCUUGGAAGAUGAAGUCUUCAGUUAUGUUAUUGUUACCUAUAUAAUUGCUAUUUCUUUGAUCUAUUAGUUAUCUUAAGAAUAUUUUUUAUAAUUUAGCCCCACUUUUAGAAAACCUUUACAUUUAUUAAGCGCAGCUCAAUUAUAUUCAUUUAUCCCUUUUGAUUGUCAAUAUUGCAAGCUUUUAUAUUUUGUUUAUAUAUAUAAACAUAUAUAUAUGUAUAUAUGAUGUGUGCUCUGUAAAGUGGGUUAAAUGCACUUGCGUAGAGUAUGUCAUAAUUAGUAUCAUUGACAACACUUUCCGCCUUUAUUGUAUUCUUCUUUUAAAAGAAGACUUUUCUUGACGAAAAUUUGAGGCAGAAAGUGUUGUCACUGAUUAGCCUGUGCGGACAGUCUAAUCUCGGACAACACUUUUUAUGCCCCCCUUCAAAGAAGAGGGGGUAUAUUGCUUUGCUCAUGUUGGUCGGUCGGUCGGUCUGUCGGUCCGUCCACCAGGUGUUUGUCAGACGAUAACUCAAAAACGCUUGGGCCUAGGAUCAUGAAAAUUCAUAGGUACAUUGAUCAUGACUCGCAGAUGACCCCUAUUGAUUUUGAGGUCACUAGGUCAAAGGUCAAGGUCACGGUGACCAGAAAUAGUAAAAUGGUUUUUGAAUGAUAACUCAAGAACGCAUACGCCUAGGAUCAUGAAACUUAAUGGGUAGAUUAAUCAUGACUUGCAGAUGACCCCUAUAGAUUUUGAGGUCACUAGGUCAAAGGUCAAGGUCACGGUGACCCGAAUUAGUAAAAUGGUUUCCGGAUGAUAACUCAAGAAUGCAUACGCCUAGGAUCAUGAAACUUCAUAGGUAGAUUGAUCAUGACUCGCAGAUGACCCCUGUUGAUUUGAGGUCACUAGGUCAAAGGUCAAGGUCACGGUGACCCGAAAUAGUAAAAUGGUUUUUGGAUGAUAACUCAAGAACGCAUACGCCUAGGAUCAUGAAACUUCAUAGGUAGAUUGAUCAUGACUUGCAGAUGACCCCUAUUGAUUUUGAGGUCACAAGGUCAAAGGUCAAGGUCACGGUGAACCGAAAUAGUAAAAUGAUUUUCGGAUGAUAACUCAAGAACGGUUUUGGUAGGAUCAUGACACUUCAUAGGUACAUUGAUCGUGACUCGCAGAUGACCCCUAUUGAUUUUCAGGUCACUAGGUCAUAGGUCAAGGUCACAGUGACAAAAAUCGUAUUCACACAAUGGCUGCCACUACAACGGACAGCCCAUAUGGGGGGCAUGCAUGUUUUACAAACAGCCCUUGUUACAUAUGCAUUAAACCCCCUUUUCACAGAGUGCGGCUCAUUUAUAUAUAUAUAUAUAUAUUCCAAAUUUUAGGUAUUCCUGGCCCCUUCAUGGGGUACUCCUUUCAGUGUAUUGCUGUGCUAUAAAAUAUCUAAAAUGUAUAAUAUUUUCAAUGAAUUAAGUAUUUAGAAGUUGAAUAAUACUAAAUAAGUAUUUAGCAGAGGAAUAAUACUGGCAGCUGAUUAAACCAACAGGGCAGAUUAGUCCAAUUAAACUUUCUCUGUUUUAGGUAUCAUAAAUUUGUAAUACAGUCAUUCUGAAUCUCAUGUUAUCAACGAUAUGCAUACAUUUAUAAAGACUUUUAUAUAUUCUUGGUUGAUAACAAGUAACUUAUAAGCAUUUGAUUUGUGAAGGAUUAGGUGAAAAAUAUAACAAUUAUAUAUUUUCUUGUAAAUUCUGCCUGUUGAUCAUUGAUUCAAAAGUUUUAUACAAUGUUUUUCAUUAAAGACAAUUAUUUUACUCAAAAUGUUUUUAAGAAUCAUAAGCAUGUUUGUUAUUGGAGACAAUAUGUUUUACUUCAAUGUUGAUCCAUAAUAAAUCAUGACAAUGUUUGUAAUUGAAGACACAUUUUUUUACUCAAAUGUUUUUAAGUAUAAUAACAAUAUUUGUUAUUGAGGGAAUGUUUCUUUACCUUAAAUACUUUAAAUAUCGUAACAUCAUAUAGGCUAUUUGUAGAGGAGCAAGAAGUUAAGGAGUGUCAAAAUUUGUACAUGUAUUCAAUCAUUCUUAAGUAUUCUCAAUAUCGUAGGUUUUUCUAAAACAUUAAAUUUACACUUUGUGCCAAUUUUUAUAGUUGCAUUAGUUGUUUUUACGCCAAUAUUUAUUAAAAAAUAUAUUUAGAGCUGUUUUAUAGUUUUAAGAGUAUUUUAAUAAACUUUUUAAUUAGU
Molecule: messenger RNA, 3853 nt
Organism: Dreissena polymorpha
Lineage: Eukaryota; Metazoa; Mollusca; Bivalvia; Myida; Dreissenidae
Product: kelch domain-containing protein 9-like
Exons: 2
Coding region: 156-1148 (330 amino acids)
Molecular function (GO): cyclin binding
Source: RefSeq, a predicted model, not a curated record